UCCGCCGACUUCUUCGACCCCGACAACAAGCGCGCCGUGCAGCUGCGGGAGCGGGUCGCGCUGGAGACGCUCGACGAGCUGCUCGACUACAUCCUGGAACAGGGCGGCAGCGUGGGCAUCCUGGACGCGACCAACAGCACGCUGGAGCGGCGCAAGGCGAUCAUGGACCACAUCCGGAAGCGGGCGGGCCCCGAACUGGGCGUGUUGUUCCUCGAGAGUCGCUGCGUCGACCCGGUGCUGCUCGAGUCGAAUAUGCGGCUCAAGCUGUCGGGCCCCGACUACAAGGACCAGGACCCGGUCAAGGCGCUGGAGGACUUCAAGAAGCGGGUGGCGCUCUACGAGAAGUCGUACGUGCCGCUGGGCGAGUACGAGGAACAGCACAACAUGCCCUACGUGCAGAUGAUCGACGUCGGGCGCAAGGUGGUCGCCCACCAGACCAACGGCUUCCUCUCGUCGCAGGUGGUCUACUACCUGCUCAACUUCAACCUGUCGCCGCGGCAGAUCUGGAUCACGCGGCACGGCGAGAGCAUCGACAACCAGCUGGGCCGCAUCGGCGGCGACUCGGAGCUGAGCGAGAACGGCCACCGCUACGCCAAGGCGCUGGCGCGCUUCAUCGACGACCAGCGGAAGCGGUGGGAGGCGCACCAGAAGCAGAAGGAGAUGAGCCAUUUCCCGCCGCAUCCGGGCGACAGCACGCCGCCGAACCCGGCGUACGGGCCGCGCGACCGGCCGCGCAACUUCUGCGUGUGGUCGUCGAUGAUGGUGCGCGCCAUCCAGACGACGCAGUACUUCAACGAGGACGACUACGACAUCAAGCAGAUGCGCAUGCUGGACGAGCUGUACGCCGGGCGCAUGGAGGGCAUGACCUACGACGAGAUCAAGGAGAAGUUCCCCGAGGAGUACGAGCACCGCAAGCGCGAGAAGCUGCAGUACCGCUACCCGGGGCCCGGCGGCGAGGGCUAUCUGGACGUGAUCAACCGGCUGCGGGCCGUGAUCAUCGAGGUCGAGCGCAUGACGGACCAUGUGCUGCUGGUCGGCCACCGGUCGGUCGCGCGCGUGCUGCUGGCGUACUUCCUGGGCCUGGACCGCGACCAGGUCGCCGGCCUGGACGUGCCGCUGGGCGUGCUGUACAUGCUCGAGCCCAAGCCCUACGGCGUCGACUUCAAGGUGUACCGCUACAACCCGGACACGGACUGGUUCGACUAUCUGCCCGACUUUAAGCUGCACCAAGCCAGUCCGCUGCAGUAG
Messenger RNA from Rasamsonia emersonii CBS 393.64, 1248 nucleotides. Its product is annotated as Fructose-6-phosphate 2-kinase/fructose-2. Gene Ontology annotation, molecular function: 6-phosphofructo-2-kinase activity; ATP binding. The annotation marks the transcript as partial. The transcript has a single exon. Lineage: Eukaryota; Fungi; Ascomycota; Eurotiomycetes; Eurotiales; Trichocomaceae. The record is from RefSeq and is a predicted model, not a curated record. Gene Ontology annotation, cellular component: cytosol. Gene Ontology annotation, biological process: fructose 2,6-bisphosphate metabolic process; fructose metabolic process.